Molecule: messenger RNA, 2348 nt
Organism: Mycena citricolor
Lineage: Eukaryota; Fungi; Basidiomycota; Agaricomycetes; Agaricales; Mycenaceae
Source: the annotation of a GenBank genome assembly
ACUUUCCCAAAAUCUUUGACCUCCGCGUCUGUCAAGUGCAUUUGAGCACCAGCCUGUGUGCGGAUCCAUCUCAAAUCCGCCUCCUCAAAUGAGUCUCUCUUUCCUUCUGAGCUCAAGCAACAAGAUCGACACUGAGCUCGAUUCUCUAUUCAAGUCGAAUACCACCACUCCUUCCCGGAAGCCUGGUGUCGCAAUCUCCGUUCCUAAGCCAGGAUCAGCCCCUCCCUCAACAAAGAAGCGAAAACUCGAAACUGGCAUCCCGGCGGAAAAUCAUGGCAAGCGGGUAAAAGCAGACAAACGAGCCAAGCCCUCGAAAACCGAAACGCUUCCCGAAAUCACGGGCAAAGGGAAGGAUAUCCGAAAGCCUCACAGCUCAUCUGCGGCUUCAAAAUCAAAAGGCAAGCGACGCGCAGAAACGGAGGUUAUGGAUGUCGACGAGGAAGCAGAAGCAGGAGCGGACGAAAGUGAUCCUGAUGAGGACAACUCAGAUCUCGAGAAUGCCUAUAUCCAGAGACAGGACAAGAGGCUCAAGCCGAAGGGUGCAGAAGACAAUGAUGACUCUGCUGAGGAAGAUGAGGAGGACGCAGACGAGGAGCAAGGUUCGGAAGACGAUGGCGAGGAUUCGGAUUCGGACUCGAACGCCCCUCCGCCCCAGCACGAGUCCAUCACAAACCCUAAACGCAGAGAGCGGGAGAAACCCACGAAGAAAGUCAAGCUAGUUCCGAAAGACGAAACUCGCAAGGAGCGAGAUUCGCGCACUCUCUUUGUGGGUGGACUACCUAUUGAUGUCGUUAGUAAAAAGCCACUCCAGAAACAACUAUCGCAUCAUCUCCUUUCGUUCUUACCUCCUGGCUCCAAAGUUUCUGUCGAAUCGCUGCGCUUUCGAUCUGUGGCUUUCAAGGAACGCACAAGCUCGGCGAAGCCCACUCAGUCUACGAGCGCAUCGGAUGCACCCAACCACGCGCAGGCACGGAUUUCCGCUUGGCGCAAAGACAACGGCAAGGAAGGCGAUGACGAAAAACAGUUUCUAACGCCGGCUCAAAAGAAGAAGAUAUUCUUCAUCCAGGGAGCGUUCCACCCCGAAGCCCAGAGCGUCAACGGAUAUGUGGUUCUAGCCCAUCACAAAGCGUCUUUCGCAGCCUACGGAGAGACUGACGAGGCGAAGACUACGGAAGACACGCCGUACAAAGUUGCUGCACAGAUCGCUCUAGCAGCAAAUCUCAAACCGUUUCUCGAACGAGACCUGCGAGUAGACGUGUGCUCGAAACUCGAUGCUGCCGACGGUUCCAGCACUGCAACGGGUGAUCCAAAACGCAGCAUCUUCGUCGGCAACCUCGAAUUCGGAUCCAAGGAAAGUGAUCUCCGGGAGUUCUUCGAAGGCGUCGUCGCGGGGGAACGAGGCCCAGCUUCAGAGGAGGACGGUAGCUGGGUUCAGGGUGUCAGGCUCAUCCGAGAUCCUGAAACUCAAUUGGGCAAAGGUUUCGGCUAUGUGUGGUUCUCGGACCGAGAAUGCGUAGAUGAGAUCCUUUCGCUCGGAAAGACGGACGAAGGAACCAAGAAACUGCGCUUUGCAAAACGUGCACUUCGCGUUCAGCGUUGCCGAACGAUAGGAGGAACGAACAAGGCUGCAGCACCCAGCUCCGGUUCCAGUUCGGCAAAAACCAAGUCGACGUAUCCAGUCCAUCACGGUGACCCCAAUCUGGGAGAACGCAUCGUUCAUCUCGACAAAGAGGCGCGCAAGGCUGCGAAGAAAGCUGAUCCUCAACGUACACAGCGGAGAGCCGAGAAAAAGCUAAGGAUGGGCAUGAACUCAAAGCUGAAGGCGGAAAAGGGGAAGGUGGGGGGCAGACCUCAAGGGAAGGACGACAAGGGCAAGCACCGGGAGAGGGUGAGAAAGCCACAGAAACAAGCAGGCAAGGCAAAGAGAGGAGCGAAAUAAGUAGUUCUGGCGCCAAUCAUUAUGAAAGUCCGGGAGUGCAGAUUGACUGAUGCGGGCUACUGUGAACGUCAGUCCCUAUCAUGACGCUUGGUGUGAAGAAAGAAAGUUCCAUCGAAGCAGCAUGACAAGCAGACUGCCCUCGAUCUAACGCGCAGGUCUCGCUCACACCCCCGAUUUCACGUCCACAUUCCAUAUCUCAGGACCACUACAUCACACCACUUUGAGCAAUUUUUUGAAGACGGUGUCAGUUUUUAAGGAGCAACAGAGCGUGAGUUUUAGGCGAGAGUUGCGCGCACCAAACGUCAGACCUUGCAGUGAAGUGAACAGGCGAGUACAAUCCAACAAAAAUGACUCAGAGCAAUUCGAGUACGAUAAUAGCAGCAACUCGUUUCGAUCGAGUGACCUCGGG